Messenger RNA from Dovyalis caffra, 429 nucleotides. Lineage: Eukaryota; Viridiplantae; Streptophyta; Magnoliopsida; Malpighiales; Salicaceae. The record is from the annotation of a GenBank genome assembly.
AUGAGCAACAGACACGGUCCACCGAAGCACCAGAACAGCUUCGCUUGGAAACCCAACGCCGGCCGCAAAAUCAAUGAAACGGAAGUUGGAGGCAGGCUAAAACCCUUGUCAGAGAUUACUGGAGUUUGCCAAAGAUGUAAAGAACAGAUUGAUUGGAAACGUCGGUAUGGCAAAUACAAGCCUCUAACUGAGCCUGCUAAAUGUCAAAAGUGUUCAAAACGUGCAGUCCGUCAAGCUUAUCAUAAUUUAUGCACUGCUUGUGCAAAGGAGCAAAAGGUGUGUGCGAAGUGUCGUUGCAGUGUGGAUCGCAUAAUUGGAAGAGACCUUGCAGAAGUAGAGGCUGAGCAAAAGACACUUGAGGAGGCAAUUAAGAAUUCUCGAGAGAGGGAUCGUAGGUCUCUCCUACGUGCUGUAAGCUCCUUAGGAUAA